Populus nigra (black poplar) is the source of this 3614-nucleotide messenger RNA. RefSeq names its product protein ROLLING AND ERECT LEAF 2-like. The record is from RefSeq and is a predicted model, not a curated record. Bases 519 to 3224 code for a protein of 901 amino acids. The transcript has 4 exons. Lineage: Eukaryota; Viridiplantae; Streptophyta; Magnoliopsida; Malpighiales; Salicaceae.
AAGGCAAAAAGAAAACUACCCGAGUAAUCAUAAUGACAAAGGUCCGUUACCAUAGGCUGGCGGGUUCCACGAGUCUUCUUCUCUUCUCCACUCUCCCUCCUUUUCUCUGCAAAAACCCUGCACAGAAGAAGAGGACAUGGACCCCUCCGCAACCCCUCUUCUGCUUCCCCCUCCCUCUCUGACACCUCCCUGACUGCAAUCACAAAUCUCUGUACAUCAAUAUUCCCUUUUUGUUUUUUUUAAAAAACCCGAACAUGUCUCAGUUUCCGUCCAUCUUCUUCAAAAUACAAUAAAAUACUCAAAAUCGCAGUUCCAAUAUCAACCGUCAGAUUCAAGUUCCCACCAUGGUUUCUAUUCUGUACAUUUCUCAUCCAUCUGUGACCGCCGCUUUCUCUGUGCACUGAAAAGAACCACUGAUCCACAAAACAAUGCCCUCUCCUUCUAGAAUUAUUACACAAUCACCAUGAAAACCACACCGUUUCAUCUCUUGAUCAAACUUGCUUUCCUUUCUCCUUGCUAUGGGCUGUGGAGGAUCUAAGGUGGAUGAUUUACCACUAGUAACUCUCUGCAGAGAGCGCAAAGAAGAAAUCAAAGCUGCUUCCGACCACCGCUACGCUCUCGCUGCUGCACACGUGGCUUAUUUCCAUUCACUCAGGGAAGUUGGCGGCGCGAUUCGCCGAUUUGUCGAUGAAGGGCUCGUGAUCGCCUCUUCCUCUACUUCUGCUGCCUCUCCCGUACUAACAUUACCGCCUCGCGAAGGAAAAUCCAGGCAAAAAUCGAAGGAUUCCUCUGCUUCAACCUCACUUUCGCACUCUGCAGACAGCAAAAGUAAAGACGACGAGGUUGAAGAUUCGCAUUUGCAUUUGUCUUCCGGGUCGGAUUCCGAAUCGGACUCAUCGGGUCAUAUCCGCUUUCAUGACACCCCUGAAGAGGAAGAAGAAGCCGAAAGAGAGGUGCCUCCAACCUCUUACAAUAAUAAUUUUACUGAUUAUCAACAACCUCAAGGAAAUUGGGGCUUUCCUAAUUAUUCAGGAGAUAACCCGUACCAUAACCAGUACCCGUAUCCAUACUCACAUGAGAAUUCGUAUUCUAACACGUUUUAUAUGAAAAGGUCUGCUACCCCGGCCAAAAAGGUGGUGUAUGAGGACCCGUCUGUAAAUGGGUUUUCAGGUUAUUAUGGAGGUGGGUAUUUUGGGUACCCGAUGAUGGGAUCGCCCGCAAGACAGCCAUCUCCCGAAAAGCCACCACCGGUGCCACCAUCGCCACCGAAAGUGUCGACAUGGGAUUAUUUCAACGUGUUUGAUGCAUACGAUAAUGGUGGGAGUGGUGGGUAUCCGGGUUAUUAUCCCAAUGCGAGAUACGGGUAUGGGUCGAGUACCAGUAGCCUGGAUUCGAAGGAGGUGAGGGAGAGAGAAGGGAUACCUGAUUUGGAAGAUGAAGCAGAGCAAGAAGCGAUGAAAGAGGUUCAUAAAGAGAAGAAGAAAGCGAGUGAAGACAUGGAUUUGAAUGGGAAAAUGAAAUUUAAUGAGGAAAUGAAGAGGAAUUACGGAGAGGGUACUUCAAAAUCUGGGCAUAUUGUAAGUAGUAGUGAGAGUUCAGAGUCAAUUAAGGGUAAAGGAAUUAAGAGCAGUCUGAGUCCGGAUACUAUUCAGAGUCCUGAUAGCAUUGUAUCGAAGAGUCCCGGGGAGGGGACUGUGAGGAAAAAGGGGGUCACUUUUGAGGUUGAAGAUGCAUCUAAUGUAACAAUGGAUGUUGAGUCUUCAAAGCAUAGUAGUGUUGCUACUUCUACUACUACAUUGUCGGCUCAUGGCACAAGGGAUCUUCAAGAGGUGGUCAAGGAAAUCAGCGAUGAGUUUGAGACUGCUUAUGAUUAUGGGAAAGAGGUUGCAUUAAUGCUUGAGGUGAGCAAGUUGCCUUACCAACACCAGCGAAGAAGUACCCUGCUUAAAGAUUUAAGUAUGAUCUCUAUCAAAUACAUUAAUUUUGCCGCUCAAGUAAAAUUAACAUGCCUUGGUGCAGUGAUUCUUUCCAGGAUCCUGUAUUUGGGGUCUUCCCACCCUCCUGCAAGGCCAUCAGCACGCAUUUCUUCUAGGACAAUGAAAUUGGCUAAAGCUUAUGCUGCCGAACCUGGAAAUGACUUUGACCCAAGGCACAGAAACCUUUCAUCUACUCUACAGGAAAUUUAUGCUUGGGAGAAGAAACUAUACAAGGAAGUGAAGGAUGAAGAGCGGCUACGGGUCAUGUAUGAAAAGCAGUGCAAAAGGUUAAAAAUAUUGGAUGACCGUGGAGCUGAGUCUAGUAAAAUUGAUGCUACACAGGCUUCAGUAAGAAAAUUGCUGACAAAAAUCAAUGUUUGUAUCCGAGCUGUUGAUGCUAUAUCUAGUAAGAUACACAGGUUGAGGGAUGAAGAAUUGGAGCCUCAGAUCACUAAGUUGAUUCAUGGAUUGAUAAGGAUGUGGAAGUCCAUGCACAAAUGUCACCAGAAGCAGUUCCAAGCUAUCAUGGAAAGCAAAGUUCGCUCUCUUAAGGCACAGAGAGAUUCUGGUUUGAAAGCCACAGUUGAACUUGAAAUGGAGCUUAUCAAUUGGUGCGCCUGCUUUAACAACUGGAUUAAAACCCAAAAAUCCUAUGUUGGGUCAUUAAAUAGGUGGCUUUUAAGGUGUCUUCACCAGGAACCUGAAGAAACCCCUGAUGGGAUUGCGCCAUUUUCCCCAAGUAGGAUUGGUGCUCCGCCUAUUUUUGUAAUUUGCAAUGAUUGGUACCAGGCAAUAGGUAGGGUUUCUGAGGAGGGAGUUGAAAAUGCGAUGCUUGGUUUUGCUUCAAGUUUGCAUCAGUUGUGGGAACGGCAAGGUGAGGAGCAACGACAGAGGAUCAAAGCAGAGUACCUUACAAAGGAUUUUGAGAAACGGCUUAAAACCCUACGAAUGGAGAAGGGAAGGAUCGAGCAUGAGCAUGAUGCAUCAUUAGAUAAAAGUACGUCAAAGGUUCCUUCAGAUAGUGGAAUCUCACCGCUAGAUGAUCUGAAGGUGGAUUUGGAUUCAAUGAGGAAGAAAUUGGAAGAAGAGAGAGCAAGGCACAAGGAAGCGGCCAAAUUAGUUCAUGAUGCAGCUUCUAGUAGUUUACAAGCAGGUUUGGUCCCAAUUUUUGAGGCUUUGGGCAGCUUCAUUUCAGAAUUUUUGAAAGCUCAUGAAGAAAUUAGGCUUCAAGAUGCUGGACGCCCAUAGGAAAUGCAUCAGCAUGUUUUACCUGGAUCACUUAUAAUCGAUCCGUAGGAAAGGAAAAAAAACAAAUAUACCAUUAGAGAUUAGGCACAAUGGGUUGAAGAACCACUUGGAUAACACAAUGAAGUAGAAUUGCUUAUAGAAAUUUGUGAGGUCAAACGUUGUUUCCUUUACAAUUGGUUCUUCCCUAACCCUUGAAUAGAUAUGUAGGAAAUUUUGUACAGAAAUUCAUUUAUUGGUUGAUUGGUUGGGGAUGUACCUGGUGUAGCUGGACUGGAUGGAGGAUUCAGAUGGUUUAUGUAUGUAGACUUUUUGAUGUAGGAAAAAAACGUAAUUAUUUUCAUUGAAGUACUUGGUAAUGAAAUUGAGGAGCUCUACUCAUUUUUGUUCCUA